AUGAUUAUUUCAACAGUGAUUAAUGCAUUGAAUGAAACAUCGUUCAUGAACAAUGAUUUUUUAAUUGAUGGUGAUAAUGAAAAUUUUUAUAUAGUUAAUAUACUUUUAGAAGCUAAUGGAGUAUUAACUCCAAAAGUCGGUCAAAAUGAUACAGGUUUAUCAAUUCGUUUAACAACUCGUGAUGGUAUAAAAAGUGAAUGGCAUCAUUUAUAUAACAAUGAAGAAUCAAAUUAUUUCGGUCAACGUAGUUAUAAUCUACCUUCAAUAAAACAUAAUUUCGAUAUUAUUUCUAGUAUUUCUAUUCGUAUUGAUAAACUAGAAUUAGCUAAUUCAACAAUGCCUUAUUAUCUUUGUAUUCAUGGAACAACAAAUAAUAGUACACUAAAUGAAAAUUGGAAUGGAUGUGCUUAUAUGCAACCACCUGUUGGAAAUAAAAAUGGUGCUAAUCAAGAAUAUUUAUUACGUGAUCCUAAUGGAAAACUAAUCUAA
Messenger RNA from Rotaria sp. Silwood2, 489 nucleotides. The record is from the annotation of a GenBank genome assembly. Lineage: Eukaryota; Metazoa; Rotifera; Eurotatoria; Philodinida; Philodinidae.